UAAAAAAAUCUAUGUGAGGUAGGUCAACGAAAGAAUCUAUGUGAGGUACAGUACACUAGUAGUGUUUGUAACUGAGAGCGUUGGGUUGGGUGAAGGAGCCAAAGCACGCACAAAAUGAUGCCCAAAUGCUCUCUACAGACACAGCCAUCUCAGUUUCAGAGCUUGAACAAUCUCCGACAACUCGCCGAAACGCGUCGUUUCAAGGUAUGGUUGUUGGAUCAGUUCGGAGUCCUCCAUGAUGGAAAACAACCUUAUCCUGGUGCUAUUUCAACAUUAGAAAAUAUAGCAAAGACGGGUGCUAAGAUGGUGAUCAUAAGCAACUCCUCGAGACGUUCAUCAGUGACUAUUGAAAAAGUCAAGAGUCUUGGCUUUGAUGCCUCUCUUUUUCUGGGAGUCAUCACUAGUGGAGAACUCACUCAUCAGUACUUGCAAAGGAGAGAUGAUCCUUGGUUUGCAGCAUUGGGAAGGUCUUGUAUUCAUUUCACCUGGAAUGGCCGGGGAGCAAUAUCUCUCGAGGGCUUAGACUUGCAAGUCGUGGAGAAUGUUGAAGAAGCUGAGUUUGUUUUGGCUCAUGGCACUGAAGCCUUGGGGGAUGCCAAUGGGAAUGCACGUUCAAUGAAACUUGAAGACCUUGAGAGAAUAUUGGAGCUUUGUGCAGCCAAAAGAAUUCCUAUGGUGGUAGCCAAUCCAGAUUAUGUUACUGUUGAAGCAAGAGACUUACGUGUGAUGCCUGGUACACUAGCAGCUAAAUAUGAAAAGCUUGGGGGUGAAGUAAAAUGGAUGGGCAAACCUGAUGAGAUAAUCUACAAGUCAGCCAUGGCCAUAGCUGGCACAGAUGUUUCUGACUGUAUAGCUGUGGGUGAUUCUCUCCAUCAUGAUAUUAAGGGCGCUAAUGCUGCUGGAAUCGAAUCAGUUUUUAUUACUGGUGGGGUUCAUGCAACUGAACUUGGACUACAUGGUUUUGGAGAAGUUGCAAAUUCAUCUUCUGUGCAAUCGCUUGCAACGAAAUAUAAUGCUUAUCCAUCUUAUGUGUUGCCAGCAUUCACAUGGUAGAACAUCACAUGAUAAACAUUCACAUGCUUAUCCACUACAAUUAUCAUUGUAAUUGUUUUUUUAGCGUUUGUAUAAUUUAUUGACCACUGGUUCCCAUACGAACUAUGUUUGUGCAUGUAAAGAGAAUACAGUAGAUGCAUAGUGGAAGACCAUUGUUGAUGAGAUAUAGAAGUAUGAAACAAUAUCUUUGAACAUCAUUAAUUUUGAGAUCUUAUGUUGUAUUGUGAUAUUUUGGCUUACUCAAGCUGAGUAAUUUUAUGUUAUUGGAAAAUUGCACUAUUGCAAUUUCAUAUU
This is a messenger RNA of Gastrolobium bilobum, 1347 nucleotides long. RefSeq lists its product as uncharacterized. The coding region runs from base 115 to 1053 and encodes 312 amino acids. NCBI's taxonomy places the organism in Eukaryota, Viridiplantae, Streptophyta, Magnoliopsida, Fabales, Fabaceae. The transcript has 7 exons. The record is from RefSeq and is a predicted model, not a curated record. Gene Ontology annotation, molecular function: phosphatase activity. Gene Ontology annotation, cellular component: chloroplast.